CCAGCUCCCUGAGGCUGUGCAUUUGCUCAUAGACUUCUCAAUACAUCUUUUUUCCUUUUGCUGUGACUUUUUAAAUCCUCCCAGGUUAUAUAUCUGCCCCUUCUGGUGUCUGGUUGUUACCUGUCAUGCCCAGCCCUUCACUCCUCCCCGUGGGGAACACCCACCCACGCUCAGCCAUGCGGAUCCUCCAGCUGCUCUUUGCAAUCGUUGUCAUUCUCUUCCUCCAGGAUGUUCCCGCACGAGGCCUUUCGGACAGCCAGCAGUGCAGGAACAACCACGGGCACUGCCGGAGGCUCUGCUUCCACAUGGAGCGCUGGGCUGGGAGCUGCAGCAACGGCCGCCUGCGCUGCUGCAGGUGAGAGCGACCACAGUGGGAUGGAUCCGGCACCUGGGGCACCAAAACCGUCCGUAGGAGCUGCUGUCAGACACUGCCAUUCACAUCCACAGCUGGGUUGGUCUGUCACCAAUAAACCUCUUGGUUUUCUAUA
Molecule: messenger RNA, 488 nt
Organism: Oxyura jamaicensis (ruddy duck)
Lineage: Eukaryota; Metazoa; Chordata; Aves; Anseriformes; Anatidae
Product: gallinacin-13-like
Exons: 3
Coding region: 126-359 (77 amino acids)
Biological process (GO): defense response to Gram-positive bacterium; defense response to Gram-negative bacterium; innate immune response in mucosa
Cellular component (GO): extracellular region
Molecular function (GO): CCR6 chemokine receptor binding
Source: RefSeq, a predicted model, not a curated record